Messenger RNA from Ipomoea triloba (trilobed morning glory), 5235 nucleotides. Its product is annotated as disease resistance protein RPM1-like. The record is from RefSeq and is a predicted model, not a curated record. The coding region runs from base 2091 to 5009 and encodes 972 amino acids. Lineage: Eukaryota; Viridiplantae; Streptophyta; Magnoliopsida; Solanales; Convolvulaceae. Gene Ontology annotation, biological process: defense response to other organism. The transcript has 2 exons. Gene Ontology annotation, molecular function: protein binding; ADP binding.
UUUUUUUUUUUCAUUUUUCACUUUUUGUUAUUAUCUUUGUUACUUUUUGUAUUGAAUACAUAAUAGAUAAACCCAUAAAAUAGUGCGAAAAAUGCUUGACUAUCACAAUAAUGAAGCUAGAAUUUGGAUAUUAUUUGUUUCCUGAAUUCUCUUAGCAUCAGUUAGCAUAGUAUGGUGUCAUUGUGUGGUAUGUUUAUUCCAUUGCUGGAAGCCUGGAAUCACUCCAAGAUGUUUGAUGAAAGGCCUGCUUUAGAAACAUGGCCUAGAGAAGGGUAGGAUGAGAAAAGAGAGUCACUCAACUAGAAUGUCAGUUGAAUUGAGAAACCAUAGCAACCAACAAGAGCUUACUAGAUUCAUGAUGCUAACUUGGCAUUUGGAAAAUGAUUGUUGAAUCAUUUGUACUGAUGCGCUGUACCAGAAGUCCACUGAGCUUUUGAUCCGAAAACUGCGGUUCCAGUAACUGGUUAGCUAAAUCGCGCAGGAUUUCAAGACCGAUCUUAGGUUCCAGAGAACCUUUGCAAUAUUAAGCUGGGAGGCUAGGAGGAUUUGUGGCAAGAGGGCUUAAGCUGAAGUUUGAUAAUCUGGUUUGUUUUAGUUUCUGUUGAGUAGAAGUCUGUUCUGUUUUGUGUUUGCUUACUAUGCUGCUUUUCCUGGUAUGUGGUAUUAGAAUGGUGUAAAUCCUAGGGUUCCUGCAGUAUUGUUGAAAGAGAUGCAGUCACUGUGUUUGUGAAACUUCAAUUUAACUUAGUCUAUGAAAUUUAUCCUUCAUUUUGUUCAAGUUUUCUGUCAUCUGAAAGCAAAUAGCAAUUUGAGAUUGAUAGCCAUAACAUGAUUAUCUGAAUGAGAUCUUUAUAAGUUUUGCUAGCUAAAGAUUGAUAUGCCGUCAAAAACCAGCUAAAAAUGUUUUCAUGGGUUAAUAAUGCAUAAGGAUCCAACAAAAAAGGGGCAUUAAUUUGUUAGGUGCCCUGAGGCCUGAGCCCUAGCCUAACAACAUACCAUUGCAGGAAAAGGAAAACUAAAUACUAGUGUUCAUAAGAAAGGGAAAACAAAAUAUUUGUGUACAUAGGAAAAGGAAAACUAAAUAAGAAUCAUAAUGGAAAAAGAAUAAGCUGCAUAGAAGUACCCUUCUUUACUUCCCGGCACUGAAGGUUGAUGACACACAACCCACACUGAAUGACAUAAGAAUUGGUGCAUAUAGGUUCUAUUUCAAGGAUUAUUGCCAGUGUCUUAUAUCUGCAAAUUAUUCAUAAUUUAACCAUAUUUCUCUUCCAUGAAUAGAUUACAUAAACGAGAGGGGCACAUUUGAACUUCAUAAUGUCUCUGCUGUUUAUAAAUUUGAAUUAUAAUUUUUUUUAAUUAUUUAAUUUAAUUGUUAGGAUGAUAUUGCCUUUGAAGAUUUUUUUGUUUUUUUUGUUUUCUUUCUUGCUUCAGUGCAUUUGAUCUAAUGGCCAACAUUUUGUUUCUUCUUAUCAUUAUUUGAAUAAAAAACUACUUAGCCGUUGGAUUCCAGAUCGAUCUGGUGCAAUCAACUUUAUUAAUGCAUCAUUAUUCAAUUUAAGAAUGACUUUUGCAUUUGAUAAAUCAACUGCAUUAAAUAUUUUUGUAGUAUUUUUGAAUUAAGAAUGACUUUGUACUUUGGCAUUUGAUUCCAUCUUAGUGUAAUGUGCUUCUGUAAUUGAGUUGUAUACCACUAAACCCUGAGCUGAAAUGGCUUCUUGUGUGCCUAGAUGGCUAUAUUAUUCUUUGUAUUAUUUAUUCUGCAACACUAUUUAGUCUAUGUUAUUGAGCUUGUCUUUUAUAUAGAAUGGUGUCAGAAUCAAUGAAAUUUCUUACAGCUUUCCAAUACAUCAAGAAUGACUCAGCAUCAACAUUCCAAAACUACUUGAUAUAUAGGACAAACCUUGAGUGGGACUGGGAGUAUUUUCAAUGUCCAUGCUGAAAAUGACCUAGACCAAAUCAUUUGUCUCACGAGACCAUGGACCCUAAGAAUUUUCCUGGAAAUUCAUAUGUUUUUCAUUGAUGGGAUUUCACUCAGGCUCUGAAUGCUCACAGCCGUCACAGGAGACUUGCAAAAGGUGUUGCUCUUAUAAAUGGAGGGCCUGCGUCUUUCAGGUUAUGCACAAUUAUACAAUUACAGUCUUGAAAAUACAGAACAUAUGGCAGAGUGUGCUGUUGUUUUUGUGCUCGACAAGAUAACAGUCUUGUUAGAGGCAAAAGUGGUAAUGCUGCAUGGGCUCAAGCAUGAAAUUGAAUACAUCAAGGAUGAGCUAGAAAGGGUGAUAGCUUUCCUCGGAGUUGCUGAUACAGUGGAAGAUGGUGAUGCAGAGAUCAAGGUCUGGGUUAAGCAAGUCAGAGAUGUUGCAUAUGACAUUGAAGAUGCCAUCGAUGAGUUCAUGCUCCUACCAGCUGGGCAUCAGUCCAGUAUAUUCUGUGGCUUCCUGUGGAGAUUCUUUUUCUCCAUUAGGAACUUGAAACCACGGCGAAAGAUCGCUUAUGAAAUCCAAGGCAUCAAGUCCAGGGUGCGCAGCAUUGCAGAAGGACAUCACAGGUAUCGUUACAGAUAUAAUGUCCCGGAACAAGUCUCGAGUACUAGUCAUGCUUACGAGAUAGCAAAUGACCGUAGAAGUGAUGCACUUCUAUUGGAAGAAGAUGAGAUUGUGGGAAUUGAAAGCCCCAGAAAAGAGCUAAUUAGCUUGCUUCUGAAGGAGGAUCCUACACUCAAAGUGAUUUCUGUAGUCGGAAUGGGUGGUUCUGGCAAAACCACUCUGGUGAAAAAAGUAUAUGAUGAUGCAGCAGUAAAGAAACAUUUCCAGAGUCAUGCCUGGAUAACAGUUUCUCAGACAUUCAAAGUUGAAGAGGUUUUGAAAGACAUGAUCCAGCAGCUGUUUGCAGAACUAAAACAACCAGUCCCAGAAGGAAUGAGCUCAAUGAAUGCAAACAAGCUAAAAGUGAUAGUGAAAGAGUUUCUGUUAAGAAGGAGGUAUGUUAUUGUUUUUGAUGAUGUGUGGAGUAUUCGAGUUUGGGAAGCUAUUAAACAUGUGUUGCUUAAGGAAAAGCAUGGCUGCCGUGUCGUCAUCUCAACGCGUCUCAUGGAUGUAGCUUCUUCUUUUAGCAUUGAUACAAAUGGCUAUAUUUAUGAGAUGAAACCCUUGUCUGAAGAUGUGUCUUGGGUCCUCUUGUGUCGGAAGGCAUUUUAUGCAAGCUCAUGCCCAUCACAUUUAAGGGAAAUUUUAAAGCAAAUCUUGAAAAGAUGUGGGGGAUUGCCUCUUGCAAUUGUGGCCAUUGGUGGUGUUUUGGCUACAAAGAACAGGACCAACAUCAAUGAAUGGGGAGCCCUCUAUCACAGCCUUGGCCCUGAUUUUGAAGGCAAUGAUCAAUUUGAAAGCCUGAGAAUCAUUCUGCUUCUGAGUUUCAAUGAUCUGCCUCAAUAUCUUAAACUUUGCUUUUUGUAUUUGAGCAUCUAUCCAGAAGAUCAUUUGAUUGAGCACAACACUCUGAUUUAUCAGUGGACAAUGGAAAACUUUGUGAAGCAAAAAGAGGGAAGGACAGUAGAAGAAGUUGCAGAAGGCUACCUCAUUGAACUCAUCAACAGAAGCUUGAUCCUUCCUGUGAAGCUCAACGAUGAUGGAAGCAUGAAGCAGGGUCGAGUUCAUGACCUUUACCGGGAGAUCAUUCUUUCAAAAUCAAGAGAUCACAACUUCAUCGCCACAACAGAUGAAGAGACUGCAGCAUGGCCUGAGAAGGCUCGUCGCUUGUCAGUCCAUGGCACAUUGGGCAAUGUACCAAUGAAAAGGCAAGGUACUAAACUUCGAUCUUUGCUUACAUUUAAUGUGACAGAUUCUCAGUUCUCGUCACAUGUUGUUCAAAUACUUAGUAGCUGUAGGGUGCUCAAAGUUUUGGAGUUAAGAGGCACUUCUUUAGAAAUAGUUCCGGAAGAAAUUUUCCAAUUGCUUCACUUAAGAUAUCUAAGUUUGAGAAGUACAAAGGUUAAAGUUCUUCCAAGAUCAAUUAAGAAGCUCAGAAUGCUAGAGAUAUUGGAUCUCAAGCACACGUAUAUUACUGAGUUGCCGGGUGCAAUUUUAGAGCUUCAACAUUUACGUCACCUUCUAGUAUAUGGUACAUUACCAUAUUCAUAUCUACCUUAUGAUUGUUCACCCGGUUUUAAGGCACCACCAGGGAUAGGGAAGUUGAGAUAUUUGCAGAAACUUGCAUAUAUUGAUUUUAACCCUGGCAGUGGAGUAAUUGAAGAAAUAGGGAAACUGAAUGAGCUGAAGAGACUCUGCAUUCAGAAGUUGAGAACUGAAGAUGGUAAAGCCAUGUGCUUAUCCCUUGGAAAGCUCCACAAACUUCGAUCACUGAAUCUGAAAUCAAUAGAAGAAGAUGUGAUCCUAGAUGUCAAUUACCUUUCUUCACCUCCUCCUCUUCUUCAAAACCUUUACUUGACAGGAUCCUUGAGGAAGAUGCCACCUUGGAUAAAAUCUCUUCAUAACCUUGUCAAAGUAUACUUCCGAUGGAGUAAACUCGAGGAUGACCCACUCGAGCUUCUGCAAGAUUUACCUAACCUUGUCCAUCUUGAAUUUCUUGUGGGUUAUACUGGAGAAACUCUGCACUUCAAUGCAGGGAAGUUCCGAAGCCUAAGACUGUUGAAUCUGGAUAAGUUAGAAGAGCUAAGAUCCGUGGUGAUUGAUGAGGGUGCGAUGCCUCAUCUUGAGAGGCUAGUUAUUCAGAGGUGUAGUUUCAUGGAAAGGGUGCCAGUUGGAAUUGAGUGUCUCAUUAACUUGAAAUAUCUCGAGUUUUUCGACAUGCCAGAUGAAUUUAUCUCGUCCUUUGUUCCAGACAAACAAGGUGAAGAUUAUUGUAAAGUUUCACACAUUCCUGAGGUGUAUUGUACAUAUUGGAAAGAUGGCUUCUGGGAGGUGAAUUCACUAGAAGAGAAGCACGGGAGCAUCACCUCUCGAGGGCCUGGAAAUGCUGCUGCUAAGAUCACUGGGCGGCGCAACUCACUCUAGUCUCCAACUUUUGACAUAAACAUAAAGCUUGAUUAUCAUGCUGCAUUGCAGCUCCUAAUCCUGAGUUUUAUACUUGUAUUGUACAUAUACUUGGCAUUUUGUGCUCAUUUUUCAGUUCUAUUUUACAAGAUUGUGCUAUUUGCUGUUCUCUAAGAAAUAAGAAUGUAUGAUAUAUUGAAAAUGCAGUAUGGCUUGACUAUCACAAUACUGAAGCUAGAAUUUCGAA